GGACCAUACUACUGCAGUGUUGGAGCUGACAAUUGGAAGGGAGGGACACUGUUGAUUCUCACUACAAGGAAUGUUUGCAUGCCUAUUAACACCAGUGCUGAUCAAUGGAGAAGUCAUGCCUGGUCAGGUGUAGACUUACCAUGGAUGAUUCCGAUCGGUAUAGAUUGGGACAGAGGGGAAGGAGUGGAGUUAAUAGCCUCUAUUAUGGACUAA
Eruca vesicaria subsp. sativa (arugula) is the source of this 213-nucleotide messenger RNA. The record is from the annotation of a GenBank genome assembly. Lineage: Eukaryota; Viridiplantae; Streptophyta; Magnoliopsida; Brassicales; Brassicaceae.